AUGGCCAUGAGUUCGUAUUUGAUCAACUCCAACUAUGUGGACCCCAAGUUUCCACCGUGUGAGGAGUACUCUCAGAGCGACUAUCUGCCCAGUCACUCCCCGGACUAUUACAGCUCGCAGCGGCAGGACAGCGCGUUCCAAGCGGACUCCAUCUACCACCACCCACACCCCCACCUCCACCACGCAGCAGCGGCCACGACCACCACCACGCUUCACCCACAGCGCGCGGACACGUCGCCUUUUACGCAGUGCCAACGCGUGCAGACGUCCACCCAGCCCGGCUCCGUGCUCAUGUCCCCGCGAGGGCACGUCCUCCCCGCGAUAGCCGACGCUUCCAUAGCCGCUGCCGCCACCGCAUCGGAGCAACGCUGCGAGUCGGUGACACCCAGCCCGCCUCCCUUACCUCCUCCACCCCCCGGACAGAGCGCCUCGUCCCCGUCGGGAGCGCGCAAAGACCCGGUGGUUUAUCCCUGGAUGAAGAAAGUGCACGUGAACAUAGUGAGUACCAACUACACCGGAGGAGAACCGAAGCGCUCCCGGACCGCAUACACCCGCCAGCAGGUCCUGGAGCUGGAGAAGGAGUUCCACUACAACCGCUACCUGACGCGGAGACGCCGAGUGGAGAUCGCGCACACGCUCUGCCUCUCCGAGAGACAGAUCAAAAUAUGGUUCCAAAACAGACGCAUGAAGUGGAAGAAGGACCACAAAUUGCCCAACACCAAAGUGCGGUCCGGGAGCAGCGGGACUCCCACCUCUCAGCCCCACACCGGCGCUCCGAGCCGGGGGAGUGCCGCGCUAUAG
Molecule: messenger RNA, 801 nt
Organism: Knipowitschia caucasica
Lineage: Eukaryota; Metazoa; Chordata; Actinopteri; Gobiiformes; Gobiidae
Source: the annotation of a GenBank genome assembly